AACGUGGUGACGCAGUGCGAACCCCCCGAUUUUCUUUUUUAUCAGAUAAACCCUCACCUCAGCCAAGACAAUUCCAUCAAUCAUCCAUCUAUCUUUCUUCACUUCUUUUGUCUUCGCUUGACGUUUGGUCUCUCUGGUUCGCAGACACACACGCUCGACUCGCUCGCUUACCUCUCAGCUGGCGUGUCAGCGCGAUGAUCACUCCUGCUGCUCCCACCUUUGGAGCUACUGCUUCUUCUUCUCCGUCUUCAUCUACACGGACAGUCGUUGUCCUCGGAGCUUCAUACGGAGGUGCUAGAGCAGCUAGAGUCUUGGCUCAAAAUCUGCCGGAGGGUUGGAGACUGGUGGUCAUCGAUAGAAACUCUCAUUUCAAUCACGUUUACGUCUUUCCGAGAUAUACUAUCCUGGCUAAACACGCCGCCAAGGGAUUCAUACCAUACACCAAUCUUCUCGAUGUCCCACCAGCCACACCGACCUCGGCGAAGGCCAAAGAUAUUUGCGGUUCACCAUCCAGACCCUUGACUCCACCCAUGUCACCUCAAUCUGCCCUCGCAUCCCUUUCUUCCACUGCCAUCCCGUCCUCAGCCUCGUCAUCCUCGUCUUCCUCCGACUCUGAAGGAUACGGCCACUCUUUUAUACAAGGAUCGAUUACGUCUCUGACCACUCGGUCUGUGUCCUUCGUUCGACCAAAUGCGUCUACACGCAGAGGCUCUAGCGAAUCCAUUGCGUCAAUACGGUCCAAUCUCACUUAUGGUUGCUUUGAUGGACCUGAAGAAACCAUCCAUUUCGACUAUUGCAUCUAUGCGCUGGGUAGUGGGAUGCCAGAUCCAGUCAACGUAUGGAGCGAGUACCCUGUCGCCCCCAGGCACAUUCAAGAACACCCACCGAGUCAUGGACUCGGUACGAAAAAGGGAGGGAUAGCGUGGAUGCAACGUCAGGCCGAGGAGCUCAAAUCUGCCAAUACGGUUCUAAUCGUUGGAGGUGGUGCUCUAGGCAUACAGUAUGCGACCGAUCUGAAAGAUUUGUAUCCGCACAAAAACGUUACUUUGCUUCACUCACGCACACGUCUGAUGCCGAUAUACCCUGUCGAGAUGCACAUCGCCAUUGUAGAGCGUCUGGCCACGCUCGGUGUAAAUGUCGUCCUUGGUGAAAGGGUCAUGACUGCGCCGGAUCACGCCGAACAUUAUGAUGGCAAGGUGAAGCACUUGCUCACGGACAAGGGACGGCAAUUCGACGCGGAUCUCGUGCUCUUCUGCACCGGUCAGAAACCACACUCUCAGAUCCUUGCCGCGCUCUCACCAUCAUCCAUCUCACCCACCACUGGUCGUAUCCGUGUCACACCCCAUCUCCAAGUCUCACCCAGACCUACUCGUCCAGUCACUUCCCGAGCCAACACCCUAGAUCGCCUAAGUAAUAUCACCCUCCGUCCAGUACCACCACCAUCCCCUCCAUCAUCCUCUGGCUCAGCUCGACCGAGUGGAGAAUUUGCGGAUGUGUUCGAAGAGGAGGAACUCGGGCACAUCUUCGCCAUUGGAGACUGUGCGGAGACCUCGGCGAUUCAAGCCGGGCAUACCGCCUAUUGGAUGGGCGAAGUAGCUGCGCGGAACAUCUUGCGAUUGAUACGGCGGGACGAAGGCGGCGAAGAAGAAGAAUUGGAGGUGUAUAAACCUGGCGUACCAGCUAUCAAGGUGACAUUGGGUCUGCACCAUUCCGUGACGUCUAAUCAUGAAGGGGUAUCGACCUCAGACAAAGGUGCCGAGGAUCUGCAGGCGAGACUGAUAUGGCCAAGCGUUGGCGCUGGAGAUCUAGACGAUCACGCAUAGACGUAUAUAUAGCGGUCGUCCUUAGACUGCAGGCAUAUCUACUAGUGUUUCCGCAUGCAACUCUGCACGCUGUUGUGACAUCGAAACUGGAUUGUCCUGUAAAUUGACCAAACAUAUUGGCAUCAUUUACCAGGGAUGUCAACGGC
Messenger RNA from Kockovaella imperatae, 1969 nucleotides. RefSeq lists its product as hypothetical. NCBI's taxonomy places the organism in Eukaryota, Fungi, Basidiomycota, Tremellomycetes, Tremellales, Cuniculitremaceae. The record is from RefSeq and is a predicted model, not a curated record. Gene Ontology annotation, cellular component: cytoplasm. Bases 195 to 1823 code for a protein of 542 amino acids. The transcript is spliced from 7 exons. Gene Ontology annotation, molecular function: electron-transferring-flavoprotein dehydrogenase activity; flavin adenine dinucleotide binding.